AUGGAGGCGGCGGCGGAGGAGCGGUGGCAGGAUGAGGAUGGGGAUGGGAACGAGAUCGCGGUGUCUCGGGUGCCGCAGGCUGGGGAGCUGCUGCCGGCGGAGGAGCAGCAGGAGCAGGAAGAGGAGCCGUUACACCUGGCGAAGCGGAGGAAGGUGCUGUGUUGCGAUUUCGUUGCCAUCACAUGUAGCGAUACGGAGGUUGCGCAAAGCUUCUUGGCCGGCAACGACUGGCACUUGCAGAGGGCGCUAGAUGCCUAUUUCGAGCCGCCGAUAGUGAAGGAAGUUGUGGAGGUGGAGCCAGCAGGCGAGGCACCGCCAGCCCGCGAAGCGCCCGUGAUCUGUAUUGACCUCACAGAUGAUGCAACUACUAGUAAUGAUGGUGCCAACAGUGCAGAUCUGAUGCAACAAGAAAAUGACAGCAGCUUCUCCCUGCUGACCUGGAACAUUGAUGGGCUGGAUGUAGGAAAUCUAAUAGAGCGAGCUAGAGGAGUCUGUUCUUAUGUGAGUUUAUACAGUCCAGAUGUUGUGUUUUUACAAGAGGUUGUACCACCACAUCUCGGUCUUCUACAGAAGAGACUCAGCAACUACACCAUUAUUCCAGGUAAUGUAUUUGGCUAUUUCACUGCCAUAAUGUUGAAGAAAUCAAGAGUGAAGCUGCUGAAACAUGAGAUAAUACCUUUUCCAACAACCUCCAUGAUGAGGAACCUUUUAGUUGUGCAUGUGAGCGUAUCUGGUAUUGAACUUUGCCUUAUGACCUCUCAUCUGGAGAGCACUAAACCACACUCCAAGGAGCGUGUAAAGCAACUGCAAAUAGCAUUAAAGAAAAUGCAGGAGGAGUCAGAGUCCACCACUGUUAUAUUUGGAGGGGAUACAAACCUCAGAGACAGUGAGGUUGCUAGACUUGGUAAGUUACCUGGCAACAUUGUGGAUAUCUGGGAGCUUUUGGGCAAACCUGAGCACUGCCGCUACACUUGGGACACGCAGUCCAACUCCAACCUGAAUGCAGCCUACAAGUUCAAGAUGAGGUUUGACCGCCUGUUCUUGCGGCCUGCAGCAGAAGGGGGAUGUAUUAAACCACAAAGUAUGGACUUAGUUGGGUUGGAAAAACUGGACUGUGGCAGAUUCCCUAGUGAUCACUGGGGUCUCCUGUGUAACUUCCAUGUGACACCAUGAAA
Molecule: messenger RNA, 1175 nt
Organism: Dryobates pubescens (Downy woodpecker)
Lineage: Eukaryota; Metazoa; Chordata; Aves; Piciformes; Picidae
Product: tyrosyl-DNA phosphodiesterase 2-like
Exons: 7
Coding region: 1-1173 (390 amino acids)
Biological process (GO): double-strand break repair
Cellular component (GO): PML body; cytoplasm
Molecular function (GO): protein binding; 5'-tyrosyl-DNA phosphodiesterase activity; single-stranded DNA binding
Source: RefSeq, a predicted model, not a curated record